AGGGGUGGGGUUUAGAGGAAGCGGAAGUGUCAGCGCAGGCGGAAGUGGUACUGCCCUGAAUACCCUGAGCAGCGAGUGGAGGACGGCUUGAGAAACUCCCUUCGUUCAGAGAAUAAAAUCGGGAUCCCUAGUACGCUCUAAAUCCUAAAAGAUGGAUAAGAACGACCUGGUGCAGAAAGCCAAGCUGGCAGAGCAGGCCGAGCGUUACGACGACAUGGCGGCUGCCAUGAAGGCUGUGACGGAGCAGGGCCUGGAGCUUAGCAACGAGGAGCGCAACCUGCUUUCUGUCGCUUAUAAGAACGUGGUGGGGGCCCGCCGUUCAUCCUGGCGCGUCAUCUCCAGCAUCGAGCAGAAGACGGAGGGGAACGAGAAGAAGCAGCAGAUGGCCCGUGAUUACCGCGUGAAGAUCGAGGCUGAACUCCAAGAAAUCUGCCACGACGUGCUGAACCUGCUCGACAAAUUCCUCAUUCCCAACGCAUCUCAGGCGGAGAGCAAGGUGUUCUACCUCAAAAUGAAAGGAGACUACUUCAGAUAUCUGUCAGAGGUGGCCUCUGGGGACUCGAAGAAGGACACGGUGGAGAACUCUCAGCAGGCCUACCAGGACGCCUUCGACAUUAGCAAGAAGGACAUGCAGCCAACACACCCCAUCCGGCUGGGCCUGGCCCUCAACUUCUCCGUCUUCUUCUAUGAAAUCCUCAACUCGCCUGAGCAGGCCUGCUCUCUGGCCAAGCAGGCUUUUGACGAGGCGAUCGCCGAGCUCGACACCUUGAACGAGGACUCAUACAAAGACAGUACGCUGAUCAUGCAGCUACUAAGGGACAACCUUACUCUGUGGACAUCAGAAAACCAGGGAGAUGAGGGUGAAGCCGGCGAUGGAGAGAACUAGAGCGCACUUCACUGUUAACCCAUCCCUACACUCUUUCUCCUCCCUUUAUCUCAUCUUCUCUUCUUCCUCUCUUCGUACACAUAAACAGCCCGUUCAUUCCCUCGUCCCACUUUUUCAAGCCCAGCCUCCUGACUUCCCUUCUGUAUAACCAACAGCAUGAAUAGUACCUGAACUUCACAGACGAAUAUUAAAGAGGAAUAAAAAAAAAAUUAGGGGGGAGGGAAAGGAAACUGCUCCAUCACCCCACCAUUACUCCAUCCUCCCUUCCUACGAUUGACACCUCACCUCCAUCACGACACUCCAAUGCAGGCCAGCAGACUAAAAGCGCUGGCCUGUUUAGUCUUAUACCACGCAGGGAGGGUUUGUAUCCAAAAACACCAAAUAAAUUAACAUCUCGUAGACCUCACUUUCUACCAGUUUUUACCCUCCUUAUUUAACCCUUCUCUUCCUCCCCCCACCUCCUUCCUAACAUCUCAGUACGGUCUCUCACCCUCCUCCCCCUUCUUUCUCUAGUGCAUUAAUGCAUUUAUAUAGUUGUCCAUUCCUUCUCUUUUGGCUUUUCUUAGUGUACUGGCAAAAAUGGCUGGUUUUAUUCCACUUUAAACAAGAGAAAAAGGUUAUUAAACUGUCCGUUUAUAUUCAACAAACACUGUGAUGCUUAGUUUUUCCUCCACAUCAUCACCAGAUCCUCCUGACGACAAAUCAAGCUGGGAGGGGGGGGUCAGAACAGCAGUGCAGUUCUGCUGAGGUUUAUACAGAAGGGUCCUCCAACAAGGCUGUAUUGUGACACUGACAAACGUAAAAACAGCAGUGUCUCACCUGCUGUGUAAUCAAACACUCUGCUUUUGUUUGUUUGCUAACUGGGACCUGGAGUUUUGUUUAACACCUUUAUAUUCAGUUAGGAGCCCCAAGAAAAGAAAAACAAACAAAAUUAGGAAAGUUAUUAACAUCAAACAUUCCAUCUUCACAUUUGAGACAAUUUUAGACAUUUUCCACAACCAAUGGGACCCGCCUGCUCCCCCGAACCCUCCAAACAUCAGUACUACUGUCCCUAAAGUUAAUUCCUGAACCACUUGCUCCUUUUCCCUUUUGCUUGUAUUGGUUAAUUUUUUCAGGAGGUGUGUUUGUAAUAACAAAUCAAACUCUUCUUUCUGGUUUUUGAAAAAUGUAAAAUUGUAAAACAUUUUUAGAGCUUAACUGUAAAUCUGUGUUUUUUUUUUUUUUUGUUUUUUUUGUUUAAAAACAGAACGGUUUGUCGAUGUUGUGCGUUAACACCUGCUUGCAGAUAAAACCUUGAAGCCGUUACAGUCAGCUGCUGUUUUUGGUGUUUCAUACUUUUGGUAGUUUUUUUUUUUUUUUUUUUUUAGCCUUCCCUCUCCUCCUCAUUAUGAACCCCUUCCCACCUUUACAGACAAGUUUAGUCAAGUCUCGGUUUCCACUCGCCGCUGAACAGUGCAAGAAUGCAUGCCUUUAGUUAUUGCCAUUGAAAUCUGCUGCAGCAUGAGUGGGGAAAUUGUACACUCCGUGGAUUUGCACUGGGAAAAAGUUGCUCCCACAUUUCCAAAAGUGUAAGUCGGUAAUAAUGCAGUGAGGCCAGAUUUUGAUCCUGUGAUCAUUCCAUUUUAGCCAAACAGUUUGAAAUAAGCAGAAAACUCAUCAUUUCAGAUUAUACCUACAAGAAAUUUAAUGGGUGAUUUUAUUUUAUUUUUUUAAGUAAGGCAGUUAGAAAAAACCAAGCAAAGGAUGGUGGUGCCGUCUUUGGUGCAGCUGGAGGCGAUUGCAGAUCUGUGCAAUGAAUGAGCCAAACUGCAGCCGAUCAGCCAAUCGAGGAAGUGAGAACCUGUAGUUUGGAUCAGUUUGGUAAGCGUAUUAUCUUGCAGCUGCACCAAAAACUCACUUUGCACUUAAUAGUACAUUUUCAGAUCAGAUUAUUACUGUAAUCUACAGAAUUUGCCUUCAUGUAGGUUUUUUUUCUAAAUAAAAAAAGGAAAAUACCAGAAUACCACAUAUGCCCAAAAGCAAUGUCUAGUUUUUGGGCUAAAUUGGCAAAUAAAAUAUUUUUUCCUUUUCCACUCAGUGUCACAAUAACCUUGCCAUGAAGCACCAUGACAUUCCACUCUGUAGAUGUAGAGAAAUCAUCUUUUGUUGUUCUUUUACUGAGGACAGAUAUUUUCAUGCAAUGAUGGCUAAAAGGUUUAAAAAAAGAAAAAAAAAAAGAAAAAAAUCCUCCCUGCCGCUCUUUUUCUCUUUA
Molecule: messenger RNA, 3137 nt
Organism: Melanotaenia boesemani (Boeseman's rainbowfish)
Lineage: Eukaryota; Metazoa; Chordata; Actinopteri; Atheriniformes; Melanotaeniidae
Gene: ywhaba
Product: tyrosine 3-monooxygenase/tryptophan 5-monooxygenase activation protein, beta polypeptide a
Exons: 7
Coding region: 152-886 (244 amino acids)
Biological process (GO): signal transduction
Cellular component (GO): cytoplasm
Source: RefSeq, a predicted model, not a curated record